Molecule: messenger RNA, 3824 nt
Organism: Scomber scombrus (Atlantic mackerel)
Lineage: Eukaryota; Metazoa; Chordata; Actinopteri; Scombriformes; Scombridae
Gene: mtcl3a
Product: MTCL family member 3a
Exons: 9
Coding region: 1-3630 (1209 amino acids)
Source: RefSeq, a predicted model, not a curated record
AUGUGGACUGCUUUUAUGAACGGUUCGGGGCUGCACGGUGGGGGCGAUGCCGGUGGGGGUUACGUCCAGUCUCAGGGAUGGGAGUUUGUGCCGUGCUCCGGGAUGGAGAGGAAAGAUAGAGGCAGGGGCAACAGCCGCAGCCCGCUGAGGAGGAUCUCUUCUCCGCCCACUGUCUUCAGCCAGCUCUACGAGACACAGUUCGGUACUUCUCCGGGCGCAGGAGAAGGUGGCGCAGCGACACAACUCGAAGUCCUCAGGGGACAAAUGUGGCAAGGACCUGAACUCCAGCAGCAACAGCCAACACAUCACACGCGGCUCAGAAAGAAAUUUGAUGAUUUGAAAAAGCGACACGUGCAGGACAAGCAGGAAUGGAUGCGCGAGAAGGAGUCAUUGUUGAGAGAAGUGGCUGACAUUCAAGGAGGGGAGAACCGGAGGAUUCUGCUGGACCUGAAGACGGUUUUGGAGGAAGUGCAGGUAGAGGUGAAGAGAGAGGAGGAGAAGAGGAGUGAGCUCCAGCUGCAGUACACCAGGGACAGAUGUGCCUGGGAGGUGGAGAAGGCUGAGCUCCAGUGCAGGAUUGCACAGUUGGAGGCUAGAGAGCGUGCUGAGUUGGUCAGUGGAAGGGUCCAGACAGCGGCAGGUCCUGGCUCUGUUGCGUCACGGAGCAAUCGAGAGCAGCGUGGCGAGACUUCGACGCUCCGCCGGGAGAGGGAAGAGCAGCGGAGGCUCCUGGCAGACACACACUCGACAGCCAUGGACCUGCGCUGUCGCCUGGAUCACAAUGAGAGGGACUGGUCAAGGGAGAAAGCCGAGCUGCUGGAGAGGUUUGAUGUGGAGAGGAAGGAAUGGGAGAGCCAGCUGAAAGAUAUGCAGAAGAAAAUAGAAGAGUUGUACUGUGAAGUGAGGGCCAAGCGAGAAGAGACCGGACUGGACACAGAGAGGCAGGACGAACACAAUGUCGUGCAUCGGCUCAGCAUGCGUUCAACCAGCACCGGCUCCAGUCUGCUCAGUGACAACUCCCACUCCCAGCCGCUCAGCAGCAGCAGUCAGUCAGAACUGAGCAGACACCCACCAUUACCUGGUUUUGGUUGCAAUAGCAACAUCAGUGGGAGUGGUGGGAGAGAUAGCCAACAAUCCAGCUGUUUCCAAGCAGACAACCACUGUGAUUUUAAUGUUAGUGGUCAGUUUACUCAGAAUGACCAUGUACAUGCAGAGCUGCUGGAUGAAUUGAGAUCCAGAGGCCCUUGGAAGCAAGUCACUGAUAUCAGGGAGGCUGUUGAUACAUUGGAGCUGGAGGCUAUUUUUCAUGGAGCUAUUGGAUGUGGAGUGGUACAGAAAAAUGGCUCUGAAGGGAAUGAAAGGAAUGUUCACGUUGAUAGUCAAGAAAGUCUUCUUUGGGAAGAGCUGAGUUUCAGCAGCACCAGGAAGAAGAACACCACUGCUCUCAAUGCUGCUCUGAAGGAGAUUGCCCGUGUCAGUGAGGAGCUUUGUAGCUACCAGGAUGAGAUCAGAAAGAAGAGUGUGGAUAAGAGGAAUCAAUCUGACUCCCUGUGCCUCCCGGAGGAGAGGGAGAUGCUGCCAGGGCACGAUAAGACCAGACAGGAGCUGGAUGAAUCACCCUGCGACCUCAGCCAGAUCUACGAUGACCUUCGGGCCUUGGGGAGGGAAAACUGGAUCACCUUGUCACCAGAUAACACCUGGCAGGCUGACAGGGGGCCAGACGAAUCCUGGAGAAUGAGUGCAACGGAUCCAGACAGCUACCGAGACACACAGACGAGCCCUGGAGUACUCUCUGAGAUGGAUAUACCAGCCCCGCCCAUCCCUCCCCGCACCUCCUCCUGGAAUCUGAGUAGCCCAACCGAUCCAGACACAGAGCUCCACAUCCCAGAAUCCCCCAUGGCGACAGUGAGGAAAUGCCACAGCCCGUGUGUUUUAGUGGACAGAAAGUGUAGCAGCCCAUCCAUUGUCCGGAAGUUUGGGGCUAUGCUGCAAGAAAAUGAAGGAAAGGUUUUAAUAGAUGGCAAGGUAGCAUCGUGUGCUGUACCUGUUAACUCUAACUGUAACGUUGGCUGCUGCCAUAGCCGCUGGUCCUGUGAUGCAAGUAAAUUCAUUAACAGUAAGUUAUCUGCAUAUGGGACUGUCCAGAAAAGUUUCUCUGAGGUCAACAUAUUGGAUGCUGGAAAAGACUCAGAUUACAGCCCUGGUGUUGGGAACAUACAAAGCCCUGAGCUACAAAUCCCUCCUUUUGUCAAAGAUUUACCUGUAGAGCUGUUAUUGUCCUCUCUGGAAAUAACACCUGCCAGCUCCAACAUCCAGGGCUCCAGAAGAAACAUAAUGCUGGAACAAAAAACAGCUGAGUUCAACAGAACUUUGUUUCAGGCGGAGAUGGGCCGUGGGGUGGAUGAACAAGACAGUUUUACAGUAACAGAUGCAUGCUCAUUGGGUUGCCAACCAGACCUUUCAGCAGCUUAUGCGUCAGAUGAGGUUUUACUUCCCAGGGAGAGUAAAUUUCAGCCACAUUUUACUGAUGUCACUGCUAGCGUCACAGGCAUACAUCCUGAAGUCACAUUGUCUCUGCCCACCUUGGAUUCCCCUAUUCAGAACCCCGAGGUCCAACCGAGGCGAGGUAGAUGUGGUACUGAAGCUCAAAAAGUCAGAGUGAGGCAAGAAAUUCCAUCUGGCCUUUCACCUGAACAGCCACAGGCUGGACUCAGGGAGGCAUCCACAUCUCAGAGCCCUGCACACCAUUCUGAGGUCAAGCACAAACUUCGGACAGCGAGCAGUCCUUCCAGGAAAACACACCACAGAGCAGUCACAGAGGCUCCCUUUUCUGAGCCUGCCUUGCCUGCAAAUACCCAGCCAGGUCAGAAUGUGGAGCGUUCCAGCUCCAAGAAUGAGAAUCCCCAUGGAGCGAAGCCUCAGCCAGCCAGGGUUGGUGUCUCACUCCAGCAGCCCUCUGCUGAGAACAAACAAAGACAGAUGACACAGCCAGGGCAUCAGGCACAGCCAAAGCAUGCAUCUGUUCCUCUCUCCCAGUCUGACUCCUCCAGACCUGGACCCCGAAUGAUGAAUGACCAUCCCUGGAAGCCCCUCACUCUGGCUGCCUACCCACGGCCUGAGGGAUCCAGGUCCAACUACGGGGCAGUGGAAAGGAUUCUGAAGAAUUAUGAGAGUGCAGCCCGGGCUCAACAGAACCACAGCCUACAGAGUGAAAUGACUGCAAGCCCUAACGUCAGUGUCAAGCAGGAGGAGAACGCCACAGAACUGGACAUGCUGGACAUACACCCCCUGCUCUUACCUCCUACUCUGAGACACACACACAGCCACGGUGUCAUGGGAGUAACAGAGAUACAGCUUGCAGUGCAGCUCCGGUGGGAAUGUUGUUUAUUUCUGGAGAAAGACAAGUCUUGCUUCUCCUCUUCCUCCAUCCAGAAGAACUUCUCGAGGCCUGCUCGUCCAGCCAAUCGACGCCUCCCGUCCCGAUGGGCCAGCCGCUCCCCCACUUCCUCCUCCUCCACCUCCUCAUCUCCCUCUACAACCCCUGUCGUACCUCCAUCCUUCCCGCUCCAGAAACACACCUCCUCCUUUACCUACUCACAUGCCUUUCACAUAGAGACUGUCAUCAUUUGAUCUUCACCUUGAACAACCAGAAGCCUACAAUGAUAACCUUCCCUGUUCUCUCCAUUACUGUUGUACAUACCAAACCCAGACUGAUCUCCACUCCCCCAGACUCAGAAGUGCUUUAGUUGUGGGUUUGCCAACUCACUUUUAGAAUGUAUGUGGCAUUCAGUGGAGCCAAGCUGAAAGUCAAGAAAAGGAUCUGA